Messenger RNA from Talaromyces stipitatus ATCC 10500, 258 nucleotides. RefSeq lists its product as uncharacterized. Bases 1 to 258 code for a protein of 85 amino acids. Lineage: Eukaryota; Fungi; Ascomycota; Eurotiomycetes; Eurotiales; Trichocomaceae. The transcript has 2 exons. The record is from RefSeq and is a predicted model, not a curated record.
AUGCUAUCGACGCAAGAAUGGAUGCAAUUGUAUAAGAUCUCUGCCAUUCCUGGCUCGCGCACCGUUGAACAGUCACAGCAGACAUACAAAAUUGACGGAGAUGGUCACCACGGCUUCUUAUGUCUAGAGGAGAACGGUCGCUCCUAUUCAACUUGGAUGGGUGCUGGUACAACGUUGGGGGAUAAUCUCUUCCCAGAUGACGAGCGAGAGCGGGAACUGCAAGGUAUAUUCCUUUACCCAAAUGAGACUAUCGAAUGA